ACAGCAGCCAUGAUAUGUAAAACAGCCUUGCUGCUGUUAGUCUUUGUAGCGACGACUUCAAUGGCCUCGAUGAACAGGCAGACUUAUAUAGUUCACAUGGACAAGACCAAGAUAGCAGCCUCACAUCAUUCUCUAGGCAACUCCAAAGAAUGGUACGAAGCAGUGAUCGACUCCAUCACUGAUAUCUCAGCUGAAGAAGAAGAAGAAGAAGAAAAUGAUUCUGAAUCGACAUCUCCCCAGCUAAUUCAUGUCUAUGAAUCUGCAAUUUCUGGUUUUGCUGCAAAGCUCUCCACUAAGGAACUAGAAUCACUGAAAAAAAUCGAUGGUUUCCUCUCUGCCACUCCUGAUGAAAUGUUCACUCUACAAACUACACGUUCCGCUCAAUUUCUUGGCCUGCAAUAUGGAAAAGGACUCUGGAAUGCUUCGAAUUUGGGUUCUGAUACAAUAAUAGGCUUGGUGGAUUCUGGAAUCUGGCCAGAACAUGUCAGUUUCCAGGAUGAAAACAUGCCACCAGUGCCAUCAAGGUGGAAAGGCGCUUGUGAAGAAGGCACAAACUUCACAAAAUCAAAUUGCAAUAAAAAAAUAAUUGGCGCCAGAUACUUCUUCAAAGGCUACGAGGCUACUAUUGGCAAAUUCAGUAAAAUAACCGAUUAUAAAUCUGCAAGAGAUUCUUUAGGCCAUGGGACACACACUGCAUCAACUGCGGCUGGUAAUCUCGUUGACAAUGCAAGCAUGUUUGGCUUGGCCAAUGGCACGGCGGGUGGAAUGGGAUACAUGUCUAGGCUUGCAGUCUAUAAAGUGUGCUGGAAUAAUGGUGCCGCUGCUGGCUCUGAUAUUAUAGCAGGCAUUGACCAAGCCAUCGCUGAUGGUGUUGACGUGUUGUCACUUUCUUUAGGAAGUUUUAUUUCAAGGCCUUAUAAUCUAGAUGAAAUUGCAAUAUCAACAUUUCAAGCAAUCAAAAAAGGGAUUUUUGUUUCUUGCGCUGGUGGCAAUUCAGGCCCAUCUAGUUCAAGUGUUACCAAUACCGCGCCAUGGAUUAUGACUGUGGCUGCAAGCUAUCUUGAUCGGAAAUUUGCAACGACCGUCGAUCUUGGAGAUGGGCAAACUUUUGAGGGUUCAUCUCUAUACGUUGGCAAUGAAACAAAGCAAUUACCACUUGUAUAUGGAGAAACAGCUGGUGGUGAUAAAAAUACAAUUUUUUGCGCUGAGGGCUCACUAAAUCGUGAACGUGUGAAAGGCAAAAUCGUUGUUUGUGACUCAACACUCAUCUUUAGUCGAUUUGAACAGGGAGAGCAAGUAAAAUUGGCCGGAGGAGCUGGAAUGCUACUGUUAAACGACGAAAAGCAAGGUGAGGAACUUGCGUUGGUUGCACAACCUUUACCAGACUCUUCAUUAGGCUUUUCAAAAAGCAAAGCCAUCAAAGAGUACCUUAAAUCAACUAAAAACCCAACUGCUUCAAUUACUUUCAAAGGAACAGAGUAUGGCAAGCCUGCACCAAUGAUGGCAGCAUUUUCAUCAAGAGGACCAAAUGCGGUUGGACGAGACUUGAUUAAACCUGAUGUAACUGCGCCAGGGGUGAAUAUAUUGGCAGCAUGGCCAGGCUUGAUUGGCCCGUCCUCGUUUAAGAGUGACGAGAGGAGAGUUCUGUUCAAUAUAGCUUCCGGCACUUCGAUGUCUUGCCCUCAUGUUAGUGGCAUAGCAGCACUCCUCAAAUCAGUGCACAAUGACUGGUCCCCUGCUGCAAUCAAAUCAGCUCUUAUGACAACGGCUUAUGUUGAGGACGACAAGUGCGGGGAAAUCGCAGAUGUUGCUUCUAGUAACUAUACCGCGGCUACUCCUUUUGCCUUCGGUUCAGGUCAUGUUGACCCUGAAAAGGCUUCUGAUCCAGGAUUAAUCUAUGACAUCACCCCAGAAGAUUACUUGAACUAUUUGUGCAGCCUGAACUAUUCAGCUUCCGAUAUAGCAAAGUUUGCAGGGAAGGAUUUCACUUGUCCCCAAAAUCAAACUAUGCAACCCGGAGACCUAAAUUACCCUUCUUUUGCGGUAAAUUUCAAACGUUCCAUCGACAACAAUAGUGUUACCUUCACAAGGACUGUCACACAUGUCGGGAUCCCUAAUGUUACUUAUGAAGUACGUGGGACUGAACCUGAUGGAGUAUCAAUAACGGUUGAGCCAGAGAUUUUGAAGUUUGAAAAUCCAGGCCAGAAGCUUAGCUACAAGAUUACUUUCACACAAAGGAACGGAACAGUACCCCGAAAGACCUCCUUCGGCUACAUAAAGUGGUCGUACCUUGAUAAAUACCAUGUCAGGAGCCCCGUAGCAGUAACUUGGUAA
This is a messenger RNA of Theobroma umbraticum, 2334 nucleotides long. The record is from RefSeq and is a predicted model, not a curated record. NCBI's taxonomy places the organism in Eukaryota, Viridiplantae, Streptophyta, Magnoliopsida, Malvales, Malvaceae.